Molecule: messenger RNA, 1008 nt
Organism: Aureobasidium uvarum
Lineage: Eukaryota; Fungi; Ascomycota; Dothideomycetes; Dothideales; Saccotheciaceae
Source: the annotation of a GenBank genome assembly
AUGCCUUAUAUCUAUAAGCUUCGUUUCUUGAUGACUCUGGCAGCGAUAGCUACGAGUUUGCGACUCCUCUUUGGCAUUUGCUCUCCACAUCCACCUUCUGCCGCUGCAUCUCCACUGGCUCACACGGACAUGGGUACCACAUACUCCAGCACCGACACCAGAAAACUGGCUUAUAUGACUUCACUCACAAAUACAACCAACAACGACUUUCAAUUCACGGCCACUAGAAUGCUAGGAUAUCAAUUACUCCACCAAGCGACCACAAAAACACAACGAAGGAUUCCGUUUGUGGUGUUAGUGACUACAGAUGUGAUACAAGAGACCCGCGAUUUGUUGAUAGCAGACGGCGCAGUGGUCAUUCCAGUCUCUGACCUUUACAACACUUCUUCUUUUCGCCCUGACAACAACACUUCCUUCUUAGGUUCUGGCACAGACACCGCACUCAAAGCAGCAGCUUGGACCUUGACUUCCUACGACCUAAUCGCCUUUCUAGACGCAAACGUAGUCUUGAAUCGCUGCAUGGACGCAAUAUUCGACGACACUGCCGUUGCUUCUCAGACAACUCUGCUCGGCCACCACGACUCGACACUGCCAAAGAACUACAUCUUUGCAGCAUUGCCGGAAGUAAAUGCUAUACACGACUACCCUCCUGCAACCAAAGAUUUUGCAAACCUGGAUACUUUGAGCAGCGCUGUGUAUCUGUUUCGCCCAGAUAUAAGACUAUUCCGAUAUUUCGUUAACGUCUUGUCGACACCGCAACAACUUCUACCUUCAAGCCCUAGUGGUCAGCAAUUGCUCAAUCAUGCGUUCAAUCGCAAGGAUAACAUGCCUUGGAGACAGCUCGAUCAGCGUUGGCACAUCAAGUUUCCCCAUCCUAGAGAUGUGGAGGGAGGGGUGGCUAGUAUGUACAUAGACAGCUGGUGGUAUGAACAUAUGCACACACAGUUGCGUACAUACUACGAUUCGAUCAUGUGGAGGAUGCAGGGAUUCUAUGAGUUGAGGGGUUGA